CCCCAGCACUCUUUGUUGAUAUCGGCGCCGCGACGUGUUCAGUUCUUCGCGCUUCCUGUUCGAGGAUAGUCGGACGCUUUGCUCGCGACGUCGCUUAGGUCCGUGCGACGCACACUUCGACGCUUUUUUCGAUACGGUUACGGCGUAACCAACGGUUACAAUUCUUGCGUCUCUGUACGAUUUUGUGUUCCGGUUUGACCGACAGAGUUCCGUUGGUUUAUUUCAAGCUGACAUUUCUCGGAGAAUUCUAUACAAGGUUUGCUGAUGCUUCGAGGUUGAUAAAAUUGGUUUUCCAGAUAUAGAUUGAGAAACCCUCGCUCGGUUCUUGCCAUCCUGGAUCUCGUGCUGGCAGAUAGGAAACAAUGUGGAUUCUUCUGUUCCUGAGCUUAACGGGCGGGCUAACCUCUGGAUUACCCUCGAUGCGGGACAGCCUCACAAAUCCUGUUCAUGUUCACGAAGGGGAUGAUGCACUUAUCACGUGUGUGGUGAAGGACGUGGGCGAAAACACCGUGAUGUGGAAAAAAGAGGAUAGGGAAAGGCACAGCGCAAGGGUCUUGACAGCAGGAACCGUCCGGGUGACAGCCGAUAAGAGAUACGUUAUUUUGCAUGACGCCGAAUCUAUGGAAGAAACAUCUGUACCUUCAGGAGGAGAUGUUUGGGUGUUACUCAUUAAACAGGCAAAAACAACUGAUUCUGGAAUAUAUGUUUGUGAAGUGAACAGUAACCCUAUUGUUAGGAGUUUUCACAAAUUGAGUGUUGUUUCUAAAGCGCUUCAACCACCUGCCAAUAUGACCGACUCAUCCUUGGAACCAAAAACGCCUUUCAGCAGUAGGAACCACAAUUAUACUGACUGUUGCCAGAUGAGAAACGUGUCAUCGAAUUGUCUUGGAUUCUGCAACAUUCAAAGCAUACUAGAGGGUAGUACCGGCCAAGACCCCGAAAAUUGCGAGGUGGAUUUCCCAUCGAUCGUGAAAUGCAUGGCUGACGGCAGGAACCACGUGCCCUGCUGCAUCCAGGAGCGGGUCCCGGACAUCUGCCAGGACGUGUGCCGUGGAACGUACACCGAGAUCACUGACAACAUAAAAACGCACUUCUCCUGUUCGGCUUACACCGAGCAAACGCUGGCAUGCAUCGUGGAAGGCAUAGAAUUGCUGCCCAGUCAACCAGAGGAAUUGGAGGUCGAAGCCCUAAAUGAAAAAUCCAUAAAAGUAAUGUGGGAAUAUCCCUAUAUGAAUGCAGAGACAGUCACGCAAUUCUCCGUCAAUGUAACCUCCCUUCACACUUUCGACGAAAGAAUAGAACCGAUUCACGACAACCCUCCGCCACUGCCUACAUCCAUAUCAACCACAAUGUCCCACGCGAUUCACCUCAAUGUUAAAGCACCACAGAAAUCGAUAGUUAUCAACGACCUCGUUCCUUUCACUAUGUACGAGGUUACGGUGACAGCUGUCAACAAACAUGGAUCCAGUUUGCCAAGCUACGCCGUGAGGACAUUGACCUUGACACCAACGAAGGUUCAACAGAAAGAAGUUGGCGAAGCACCAAAACUUCCCGAUAUCAAGACAUGCUGUAGGGACAAAGGUAUCAGCCACCCCCCAUGCAUAAACAAACUAUGCGACCCAACAGAAACAGCUUCAGCUGAGAUCACCGACUUGAUGAUCUGCGCACCAUGGGCUCCAGCUACCUUCAGUUGCUUGACUCAAGGUCUGGAUCAUACGCCAUGCUGUAAAGAAAGAGGAUUGCCAGAUUUAUGUCAACAGCUUUGUAUGGGCAAUGUGUCUAGUAUCGAUUUCAACUACCUCAAAUGCAUGCGUUACAUGAGCGAAUACACAAACUGCCUCCUCCAGGGAUACGGAGUCCUCCCAAGUGCUCCCAUAGGUGUACACUUAACCAACGUCGAAACCGAAUUCGCCAUAAUCCACUGGGACCUGCCGAAGACCCUGGGGGACACCGUUACCGGAUAUAGAGUACAUCUUCGGAAGUUCGACGGUGACGAUGGCGAGUAUAGCAACCACUUCGUCAACCAUGGUCCUUUCGUGUUGGAGGGACUUGAAAGUAACACCGACUACGAAGUUUACGUUGAGGCCGUUAAUACUCACGGAGUUGGAACACCCAGUACAAGGAUCACGUUCAGGACAGAGAGUAAGGUAAUCGAGGAAGAACUUGAAGAAGCCUCCACCUAUAACGUAACCGCCUGUUGCAUAGAAGCCGAUCUAAGCAACGUGUGUCUCCCUCUAUGUUCUUACGACGCAAACAUGAGCGAUAUCAAGCAGUUGGCUGCAGUGUGUGCGUCCGAAUUCCACAAGUUGUUGAGAUGCGGAGCUGGUGGAAGAAACCAUGGAGCUUGCUGUGAAAGACGAGGAGUUCCGUCCAAUUGCCUUUCGCUUUGUGCUGGAGUUAUCGUAACUUCUCUUGCAGAAACAGCCUCGAAAUGCAUUACUUAUAUUGGCAACAUUGUCCAGUGUUUUGAGGAAGGAACAGGAAUACUACCAGGUCCGAUUGCUGAACUCCAUGCAACUGUUGUCGAUAGUCAUUCUGUGCUUUUGGAAUGGGAACCUCCACAAGAUGGCAGCAAUAUUACCUCAUACAUUGUAAAUUAUCAGAAGGUGGACAACACAUCCAUGCAUGAAACUCUGCUCAAAUUAGAUCAGCAGGUGGAAGUGAACUCAACCACAGCAACUUUAACAGGUUUAGAAAAGAAAGGCACCUACCACAUUUUCGUAGUUUCCAAGAAUCGUCAUGGCACAUCACUUCCAUCAUCGAUUAUUGUCAUCACUCUAAUAAAAGCAGAUUCCCAAUGGGUGAAAGGUGUCAUCUUUCAUCCCCAUUCUCUAGCUGUUGCAUCUCACAGUGCUACAUGGGUUACAAUAACCUGGCAGCCUCCAGAGUUCAGUCAUCCUUCUGACCAAAUAACAUACAGUUUAUACUACAAAAAGACUUCUGAUGACGAUUUCCACAUAGUCAACACAACUGUGACCACGCAUCCGAUCAUGUCUCUAGAGCCCAACACCCAGUAUAUUGUUUAUGUGAAAGCAAUGACUGACAAAGGAGCGAGUAUGCCUUCAGAAACCCUUAUAGCCUGGACUGACCCAGCGUAUCCAGCUGUUGUUGAAGCUCCUACCGUUCAUCCAAUCAACCUUGUUAUUGAGGGUAGCAGUAUGACAAUUCUUUGUAUAGCAAUGGGAACCCCUAUGCCAACUAUUUCCCUCUAUAUUACGGGCAGACUUGUGAGGCAAGAAACCACAAGACACAUGGUUACAGUUAUUCACAACGUUACCAAGGAUAUGAACCAAAUAUCUUGUUAUGCAGACAAUGGGUAUGGCACGCCCAUGCAAGCAUCCAAAAAGAUCACAAUAAGUCAUGGUCCACAUAUACAAGCAAGUGGAAUAACAAUGGCUAUCCUGGGUGACUCUGUAACUCUUGAAUGCAAAGUAGACGCUCAGCCAGAACCAAAGAUGAUCUUCUGGAGAAACCACGAAGAAAGAACCCCAGUCAUCCAAGGAGGAAAAUACGAUAUAGUCACAGCUAAAGUGAAGGAAGAAGAAGAUAAGUACAUAAUGCAGCUGACCAUAAAACAGAUACAGAUGAUGGACGUCGGUGAUUACUUCUGCCAUGCCGAAAAUGCCUUCGGAAGUACCACACAAGCUGUCUCUGUGAGACUGAGGAACAUCAAACCGGUCAAGAACAUAACACAGUGUUGUAAGAGUCUUAACGUGUCAUCGCCUUGUAUGGAUGCUUGCUCCUUCUACAUGGACAUAGAUUCCGUCAUCAAUAAAUUGGAAUGUGUCAACGAUUUCGAGAAACUGAUGAAAUGCGCUUCUGAUGGUUCCGACCACAGAAACUGCUGUGUUCAUUCUGGCGUCCAAAGACUUUGCUUGGACUGGUGCAGGGGAGAACCUGUCAUCAACAAAAAGAUAUGCACGUUGUCGUAUACCAAACAGAUCAUCAACUGCUUCCAUGAGAACCAAGACAAAUUGCCGGGACCACCACAAAAUGCUAGAACAGAAUUUAUAGAUGCACAUACGGUUAAAAUAGUAUGGGAUCCACCAGUCAAAAAUCCUCAUACCGUAGAAAUAUAUAGAGUUAUCUGGAGGCUACUAGAUGGCAAACAGGAAAGGCCAGUAUACAAAAAUGACACACCAGAAACCAGUUUGGUGUUGACUAACCUCAAAGAAGGGGGUACAUACGAGUACGUCAUCAAAGCUGGUAAUAACAAAGGUACAUCUGUUCUGACGAAAUCUGUCAGAUUCAUCACAGGUGACAAGGAUGUUACAGCCUCCGCCAAUCACAGCAGUGGUGGAAAUCAUAUGGGAGUUGCUGUGGCUGUGAUCUUAGCUAUAAUAGGAGUUAUUCUCAUUGUUUGUGGUGCCGUUUAUCUUGUUAGGAAUAAGAAACUGCUGAAAGGAACCAACGGGGUUGCUUUCGAAAACCCAAGCUAUUUGAGAGAGGUGAAUAUGGACCAUAUACAGGUUCCUCAGGGACAAAAUGAUUCAACGAUCUCCAAUGGAGGUAGUAAUGGUUUGGCUGUUUCUUCCGCAUCAGGAGGACUUGGAUGGAAAAACGAACAACUUCAUGUGCCUCAAUCACAGGAAGUGAAUCCCACAUUGUACGAGGAAUUGAAAUUAGGACAAGAUGGCGCAGGUUUUAAGAGAUUGAAACCCUAGUAUGAGAAAAUGAGAAGAUAUGGGUUCGAAUCCAGAUUCUGAAGAUAUAUCAUUGUGAUUGUGAUAGUAAACAAGUUGAAUUAUGCGAAGUAUAUUGUCGGAACUCUACCGUUAUGAGGAUGGUGUACCUAUUUUUCGUAAUGAUAUCUUUUAUUUCAGUUUUUAGAUCUAACUGACCCCUCAAAGAAGGCAGCAUUUGUUUAGAAUGACAUUGUCUCACAAUUGAGGAGAUGUGAUAUUUCAAGUUAAUUCUUCUGAAUACGAAACUCAUUCAGAUGCAGCUUUGAAUAAUUUUCUUUAUUGGCAGUUACUUUUCUCCAUCUUCAAAAUAACACAUUACUAAUAAGUUAAUAUUGAAGACAAAGUCUUUACCUCUAAAGUAAUUUAAGCUGUUCAAUUAUAUUGUUAUUCUAUCGACUAAUAUAAAAUCCGUUCAUAUUUAAUUUGACUAAUUUAAUAUUCUUAUAAAAUGAUUUUGGCUUUUUACUUUAUCAGCCAAUACGUUUCAUUUUAAUUAUGUCCGAGACAGAUACGCCAUUAACGAUUUUCUGAAGUAUGUACUGAAAUAAUUCUUCAUAAUAUACCUCACUCAGUUGACAUGAUAAUUUAAUCAGCCCAUAAUAUUGUGAUUUACUUUAAUUUAAAAAUUAAAUAGGUUUAGAUUACAAUAACAAUGUUGUUUAUAAAGUGAAUGAUUUCCUAAUUGAUAUUACAUGAUCAAAUUUCAAUGUAAAUUAUUGUAAAGAAAAUAUAAGAAUUUGGUGUACGAUUGAAUGUGAUAAGAAUAUUAGAUGCUUUGAUUUUGAACACUUUCCCUUCAAUGUCUUCAGAUGAAAUAUUCACAAUUGUGGAGCAUCCUCUGCAUAUAGCACCUACAUACUCUCAAAACUCCUUGCUUUCAGCUGAAAAACUCACUACUAUGAUAUACAGGCAUGGCAUAUUUCUUUCUCAACCUUUUCCCACAACAAUAGUUAUCAGCUUAAUCAGAUGGUUGUCACUUCUUUGAUCAAAAGAAAUAAUAUAAAAGGAAAUGUAAUGUUUUCAGGAUAACUGUGCUAGUGUCUAGUCCAAUAAAACUAUGUGUACUUAAAACGGUAUAUUUCACGAAUGAAGGAGUAAAUUUUUUUCAAAUUCGAUGCACACUUGUGUGCACAUGCAACGUGCCUUUUCCCAACUAAUUGUAAUAUAUUAUGUUUUAGAAGUAGUAUUUUUAGAAACUUGGAUGUACAUAAUUUUUAAAAAUUUGUAAAUUAUGUCAUUAACUGAAAUGAAGUGAAUAAAAAUGAUAUAAAACGAU
Messenger RNA from Harmonia axyridis, 5961 nucleotides. Its product is annotated as Ig-like and fibronectin type-III domain-containing protein 2. The coding region runs from base 363 to 4664 and encodes 1433 amino acids. The transcript is spliced from 17 exons. NCBI's taxonomy places the organism in Eukaryota, Metazoa, Arthropoda, Insecta, Coleoptera, Coccinellidae. Gene Ontology annotation, molecular function: protein binding. The record is from RefSeq and is a predicted model, not a curated record.